Chironomus riparius is the source of this 1929-nucleotide messenger RNA. Lineage: Eukaryota; Metazoa; Arthropoda; Insecta; Diptera; Chironomidae. The record is from the annotation of a GenBank genome assembly.
AAAUGAUUCAAUCUAUUUCAGACGUGGAAGUUUGUGGUUUUCUACGUCAGUCAAUUUUUUUUUCCUUGAAUUUAAUAUUAUUCAUCAAAAACUAGCCUUUCGUCUGGUUUAAAAUGUUCAGAUCGAGAUUUUGAGUAGAUAGCAUGUGACUGUAUUGAAUAAUACAAUAACAAAUUACGCAGUUUGUUUUGAGGAUAUUUCCAAAAUUAUGCCUCACAAUUCACCAGUUAAUUACACUGAUGGAGUUCCAGUUAAGAUUUCUGAGAAAUAUAAGCAGCCACCAGAAAUUAAAUUAACGACUAGAUUAACACAACAGCUUUCAAAGAAAAAAGAUCCAGCUGAGACCGCCUUUUUAGACUAUAAUUUUGAUUUAGAGCGUAAGAUCAUAAGUAAAACUACAGAAUGGAUCAAUUGGAGAUUAAAACAAAAGACAGAAAGACAACAAAGAAUUCAACAGCGCGAAUUAAUGCGUCAGAAAAGAUUAGAGGAAGAACAAAAGGCAAAAUUAAAUCAAGUAUCAUAUCCAAGUGACGAGCUAACUUCGUCGUGUGACGAAGAAGAUGAAGAGGAAAAAGACGAUUCCAAUGAGGCUAGAAUAAAGAGUAGUUAUAUUAAUAAUCAAGCAUGCAUUCCUUCUGAUAAAGUUUUUAGUCCAAAUUUCAAUACAAUUCUUAUGCCAACACAAGCUGUUGUUAUAAAUCAACCUAUUGAUAAGAAGUCGCAUCGUAGAUAUGCUAGUAAUUCGAGUAAUAAAAUUGAUUUUUCAUUUUUUGAGUCCGAUUCAAGUCCAUUUGAUAAUUUAGAAAUGAAAUCAAUGAAUGAAAUGGAGGAACUUGCCAAAGUGCUAAAGUCGACUGUUGUGGACGGAAAUCAAGAGUCUGAUGAUAAUGCAUUAGAAAGAAAUAAUUCAAGUGAAUCUGAUCCAAGCGACCAUCAAAAGAGUAUUAACAACAAUAAUAAUGAGAAUGAUAUUCGAAGUACUAACAUUAGUGAUGCCUCAAAAGCACUAAUUCCCAAAAAUGAUAUGCAACUUAUAGCAGCAACUCAGACUAAUGCAUAUGGAGCACAUAACUUUAAUCAUCAAUACUUGUUUAAUAAUUAUUAUGGAAUGCAGUCGACGACGAUAAAUACUAAUCAGCCGUUUUAUAGUAACCAACAACCAAAUAAUUGUUACUACACUCAAAAUUAUGCAGUUAAUCACAUGAAUUAUGCACUGAACAAUAACAUUAUGGCUUGUGAAAAUAAUAUUAGUGAUAAUGAAAUCAAGUCUAAAAGUGUCCCUGACAUUGUUAAAGAGUUGAAUGAUGAGCUAAAUAAUUCCGAGAGAAGAAGAACUAGAAACAUUAGUCAAAGUACUCAAGGCAGCGUUCCCAUCGAGAAUGAUAAAAUCAUUAUGAAAACGAAUCCAGACGAUGAAUUAAAUAACUUACCGGCUAAAAGUCAAAAUUUAGCAAAACAAAUUUGUCAAAUGGGCUUUAAACAAGACUUGGUUAUUCGUGCAUUAAUUCGCUUAGGUGAUAAUGAUAAACAUGCAGUUGAGCAUCUAAUUUCACUUAAUGAGAUCCUACAAAUGGGAUUUGACGAGGAAAAGGUGUCGGAAGCGCUUAUUAAAUUUGAUAAUAAUAAGGAUCAAGCUUUGGAUUAUUUAAUAUCAUAGUUGCAGAACUUAGUAAUUUUAAACUACCGUUGCUUACACAUAUAUUUUUGAUGAACGUGAGGGAAAAAAAUGAGAAAACAUUUUCAAUGUUUAUUGGAUAUCUUAACAUUUAAAUUAUUCGUGUGAUCGAUUAGUCAAUGAAGGAUAUUAUUUCCUUAUAAGUUAUAGAAUUUUUAUUUUCCAAAAAAAAGUUAUAUAUAUAUUUAUACUUAUUGUAAAUUUUUUGUCUUAUUUCGUCUGUCUUUAUUGCUGGUUUUCUAAAUAAAUUAUGU